GGACCCGGAAGUGAUGUGCAGUCAGCAGACCGAGUGAAAACAACAACAUCAGCUCUCUGUUUUGUCUGAAAACCCCGAAGCCUCCCGCGGACUCACCGAUCUCUCUCCCGGAGCAUUCCCGGCGAAGGGUGCUCUGGAGGCGGGCAGAGAUGUGGAUCCAUCCCGAGGAGGUGCUGCUGGCCGGAGCUCUGUGGGUCUCGGAGCGGGCCAACCCGUUCUUCAUCCUGCAGAGAAGGAGGGGGCACGGACGGGGAGGCGGCCUGUCCGGUCUUCUGGUGGGGACUCUAGACGUGGUUCUGGACUCGAGUGCUCGAGUGGCUCCCUACAGGAUCCUGCUGCAGACGGCCGACUCUCAGCUCUACUGGAAUAUUGCCUGUGGCUCGUCCAGGAAAGAGAUCACUGAGCACUGGGAUUGGCUGGAGACCAACCUGCUGCAGACCAUCUCCAUCUUUGACAAUGACGAAGAUGUCACCACCUUCGUCAAGGGAAAGAUAUCUGGAAUCAUUGCUGAGGAGAACCGGCUGAAUCAGGCGGAGGAGCAGGAGGAGGAUUGUGGGAAGUUUCGGGAGGCUGAGCUGAAGAUGAGGAGGUUGUUUGGGAUGCCUGAUGAAGAGAAGCUGGUGAAUUAUUACUCCUGCAGCUACUGGAAGGGCAGAGUGCCCCGGCAGGGCUGGCUCUACCUGUCCGUCAACCAUCUGUGCUUCUACUCCUUCCUGCUGGGCAAAGAGGUGACCCUGGUGGUGCAGUGGACCGAGGUGACCCAGUUGGAGAAAAAUGCCACCCUGGUGUUUCCAGAGAGCGUUCGAGUGAGCACACGUCACACUGAACAUUUCUUCUCCAUGUUCCUGAACAUCAACGACACCUUCAAGCUGAUGGAGCAGCUUGCCAACAUCGCCAUGCGUCAGCUGCUCGACAACGAGGCGUUCGCCGCCGACCGCUCGCUACCCAAAGCCACCAAGACGCUGAAGAACGUCUCUGCGCUGAAGAGGGAUUUAGACGCCCGGGCGAAGAACGAACGGUAUCGCACCAUGUUCAGGCUGACGCAGGACGAGCGUUUAGACGGGCACACAGACUGCACACUUUGGACGCCGUUCGCCAAGAUGCAUGUGGUGGGACAGCUGUUCAUCUCCAACAACUACAUCUGUUUUAACAGCAGAGAGGAGGAUCUAUGCCAGCUCAUCAUUCCACUCAGAGAGGUGUCCAUCGUGGAGAAGGCGGACAGCAGCAGCGUCCUGCCGUGUCCCGUUUCCAUCAGCACCAAGAACAAGAUGAACUUCCUGUUUGCCAACCUCAAAGACAGAGACUUCUUGGUUCAGCGAAUCUCCGACUUCCUGCAGCGAACACCCGACAGCUCGUGGGGCGACACCAACCCGUUGUCUCUGAUUGGUCACUCGGCAUCUGCGUCUGCAGUGUCUGAGUCUACCCAGAGAGGGCAGCAUUUUCACCCCGGACUGCCCACAGCCAGCCAAGGUCUGCUGGCGCUCUACCACCGAGACGCUCCUGAGGACCUGGGACCCAAAGCUAUGAAGGAGAAGAUGAAGGAGGAGUCAUGGAACAUCCACUUCUCAGAGUUUGGACGAGGAGUCUGCAUGUACAGAACCUCCAGAACCCGAGAACUCGUCCUGAACGGGAUCCCAGAACACCUUAGAGGAGAGCUUUGGCUGCUCUUCUCUGGUGCGCAGAACGAGAUGGCUUCUCACCCUGGUUACUAUGGUGACCUGGUGGAACAGGCCAUGGGACUGUGUUCGUUGGCGACUGAGGAGAUCGAGCGCGACCUUCACCGCUCCAUGCCGGAGCACCGCGCCUUCCAGAACGAGACCGGGAUCGCUGCUCUGCGCCGCGUCCUAACCGCCUACGCACACCGCAACCCAGGCAUUGGAUACUGUCAGGCGAUGAACAUCGUCACCUCCGUGCUGCUGCUCUACUGUCCAGAGGAGGAAGCCUUCUGGCUGCUGGUGGCGCUAUGUGAGCGAAUGCUGCCGGACUACUACAACACCAGAGUAGUAGGUGCUCUGGUGGAUCAAGGCGUGUUUGAGGAGCUGACUCGGGCCUUCCUCCCCCUGCUGUAUGAACACAUGCAGGAGCUGGGAGUAAUCACCACUAUCAGUCUGUCCUGGUUUCUCACCCUCUUCCUGUCAGUGAUGCCCUUCGACAGCGCCGUCCUAUUGGUCGACUGCUUCUUCUAUGAGGGCAUAAAGGUCAUCUUCCAGGUGGCACUGAAUGUUCUCCACGACAACAUGGACGCCCUGCUGUCCUGCAGUGAUGAGGGCGAGGCCAUGACCAUCCUGGGCAGGUACCUGGAUAAUGUAGUAAACAAACAGACUGUGGCUCCACCCAUCCCUCACCUGCACGCCCUGCUGACAAGUGGAGACGACCCUCCGCCUGAGAUCGACGUCUUCGACCUCAUCAAGUCGUCCUAUGAGAAAUUUGGCACCCUGCGCUCUGAUGUCAUCGACCAGAUGAGGUUCAAGCAGAGGUUAAAGGUCAUACAGUCACUGGAGGACACUGCGAAGAGGAGCGUGGUUAGAGCGAUGAUGACGGAGUCCGCCUUCACUAUCGAGGAGCUGGAGGAGCUGUACUGUCUCUUUAAGUCGAAACACAUGACCAGCUGUUACUGGGGCUCCAGCAGCUCGGCGGCAGAGCGUCACGAUCCCAGCCUGCCGUACCUGGAGCAGUACCGCAUAGACCCCGCCCAGUUCACUCAGCUGUUCACCGCACUCGCCCCCUGGAUCUGUGGAGGCCACACCCCCACCCUGUCAGCCCGCCUCUUCAGACUGCUGGACCAGAACCAGGACGGGCUUGUCAACUUCAAAGAGUUCAUCACCGGACUGAGCGGGAUGUAUCAUGGAGACAUGACAGAGAAACUGAAGCUCCUGUAUAAGCUCCACCUCCCACCAGCUCUGUGUCCAGAGGAGGCGGAGUCUGCCUUGGAAGCGACAAACUUCUUCACAGAGGACGAGCGCGAAUCUUCUUCCCUGUGUGAUCUGGACACUUCAGGGCAGCAGGAAGUGACCUCAGGUGAGGAGGGGAAAGAAGGAGGCGUAGACAGCGAGGACAAGAAAGAGGAAAGGCUGAAGGACUACAAGUACUACCUGAGGAUGUGGGCCAAAGUGAAGGAACUAAAGACUGAAACAAUCAAAGACCUUCCCAGAAUGAACCAGGAGCAGUUCAUUGACCUGUGUAAGACUCUGUACAACAUGUUCAGCGAGGAGCCUCUCGAGCAGCAGCUCUAUCACUCCAUCGCCACCGUCGCUAGCCUUCUGCUUCGGAUCGGGGAGGUCGGAAAGAAGUUCAACAACGGCGGCAGGAAAACCGACGACCCUGUACAGGCCCCGCCCCCAGUGCCUGAAAGUGAGGAGGAGGAGGGGCUUGGACUGGGGUGCUCGGGUGAAUCUCAGGUGUGCCGGGCUCUGGCAGAGGCUCAGCUGGAGCCGGCGGCUCCGCAGACAUCCGACGAGGAGACGAAGGACGACACGUCGGUCUCGUCGUACUCGGUGGUGAGCUCCGGCUCGCUGCAGUGCGAGGACAUCGCUGACGACACCGUGCUGGUCGGCAGCGGUGAGCAGAGGCAAGGCAGCGUGCUGGACGUGGAUUGGUCGAUCACCUUUGAGCAGGUACUAGCCUCACUGCUGACAGAACCGCCACUUGUCGACUACUUCGAGAGGAAGAGGGAUCUCCAAAGCAAGAUGGACGCCUGUAAGGCCCAGCGAGUCGUGGAGCGUCAGAUGAGCUCCACCUCCGACCAUGAACUAGCUCAGCAGUCCAUCUGAUCCUCCCUCACCUGAACUCAUCACUGACCUUUACCUGUGAAGGUGUUCUGUAUUGAAACACUCUCUGCAGGAUCACCUGGACUGAAAGCUAACAGAGGAGCAGGUCAAAGCUGAACAAACUACGGAAGCCCCAGAGACCCAAACCUUUUUUUUCAACACAUGAAUGAAUAUGAAAAUUACUUUUAUUAAAUGUAAAAAAAUCUUAAGUAUAUGUUAACUGUUUCUUUUUUUGUUGUUGUAAAGAACAGUGAACAGAAACAGAACAAUCUGCUGAUUAAAGAAAUAUAACAGAAGACUCAGCUAAUAAACAAAUAUGUAAACAUUGAUUUUAAAUAGUGGAUUUAUGUUUCAAACAGGCUGAAAUAUUAAGUUUUUACAUUCAGAAAAUAAAAGUUUACGGACUCAGUUAAAUAACAAAAUAAAUCAAUGUUUAAACGUG
Molecule: messenger RNA, 4209 nt
Organism: Labrus mixtus (cuckoo wrasse)
Lineage: Eukaryota; Metazoa; Chordata; Actinopteri; Labriformes; Labridae
Product: TBC1 domain family member 9B
Exons: 23
Coding region: 150-3770 (1206 amino acids)
Molecular function (GO): calcium ion binding
Source: RefSeq, a predicted model, not a curated record